AAAGUCUCUCUCUCUCUCUCUCUCUCUCUCUCUCAUCUGUUCCCCUCAUGCUCUGAGUCUGACCAGAGAGGAACAGAGGAAACAUGGCGUCUUCAUCUGACCCCAUCGCCAGCCUCGACGCCCCCGACUUCCGGCCCUCCUUCUCCGUCGACCCCAGCUGGCUCCUCUCUCGCGAUGCUGAGACGCUCACCAUGUCCCUUCUUCGAUCUCUCUCCGAGCCCGAAGUGCCCCCCACAGUUGCGACCCCGAACGCCUUCUUCUUCGACCCCGAACCGACGGGACCCGCCCCCGCCUCCGCCGCCUCGACCUUCGACCGCGAGACGGCGCGGAAGCGACCAAGGACCGCGGGUCCCUCCCGCAAGAAGCGCAAGUCUCGCUCUUCGAACCGGUCCCAGACGACGUUCAUCGCGGCGGACGCGGCCAACUUCCGCCGGAUGGUGCAGCAGGUGACCGGCGUCACGUUCGGCGGGCCCUACGCUCUCGCGCCGCCGGUGACGAAGCCGGAGCCGCAGCAGAGAGCCGGUUGCCGCUUCCCCGGCGGCGGAGGUCUGCUGCCGAGUCUGGACACGCCGUCGUCGUUGUUGGUCGGUGGCGUUGGAGUCGGUGGCGCCGAGGGCCCACUCUGUUUCCCCGCGCCGGCGGCGGUGGCGGCAGAUGGCAGCAGCGCCGGUGGGCUGGGCUUUGACUCGUACGCGUGCUUUCCCACUCUGGAUUCGUGGAAACUCAUCUGAUCAAGGAUUGAUAGCUCUUUUCGUUUGUUUUUAUCUUUCUAUCUUCGGUGUUAUUUUAUCCUGUCUACUUAACUGCUGAUAAUAUGUUGGGCACUAGAAAUGAAGAUUAUGCAUGUCAAUCUCAUC
Messenger RNA from Rhodamnia argentea, 857 nucleotides. RefSeq names its product calmodulin-binding protein 25-like. Gene Ontology annotation, molecular function: calmodulin binding. Gene Ontology annotation, biological process: response to osmotic stress. Gene Ontology annotation, cellular component: nucleus. Bases 84 to 731 code for a protein of 215 amino acids. Lineage: Eukaryota; Viridiplantae; Streptophyta; Magnoliopsida; Myrtales; Myrtaceae. The record is from RefSeq and is a predicted model, not a curated record. The transcript is spliced from 2 exons.